CCGUUUCCUGGUGAGCAGCGACCAAUGGGAAGCCUGUCUGUGAGGUUUGUUGUUGUGCUGCUGCAGUCAGUGAUUUCUGUGAUUUCAGUGAUUUCUGUUUAACUGUGAUUAACGUUGUUAUUUUAGCGUUUUAAGACUUUAUAAUUCACCCAAAAUGAGCCAGUCUUUAAGAACUGACCUUGCGGCGGAUAAAUUGAAGCGUAAGAAGAGGAGAGAGCUCAGCCAGGAUCAGAAACAUGAAAUCAAAGAAGCGUUCGAGUUGUUCGACACCGACAAAGAUAAAGAAAUUGACUAUCACGAGCUGAAGGUGGCGAUGCGAGCUCUCGGCUUUGAGGUGAAGAAAGUGGAUGUUUUGAAGAUCCUUAAAGACUACGACAGAGAGGGAAACGGAAAAAUAACGUUUGAGGAUUUCAAUGAAGUUGUGACCGAUCGCAUCCUGGAGCGAGACCCGAAGGAGGAGAUCAUGAAGGCCUUCAAGCUGUUUGAUGACGACGAGUCGGGAAAGAUCAGUCUGAGGAACCUGAGACGAGUCGCUCGAGAACUCGGGGAGAACGUCAGCGAUGAGGAGCUGCGCAGCAUGAUCGACGAGUUUGACGCCGACGGAGACGGAGAAAUAAAUCAGGAGGAGUUCGUCUCCAUCAUGACCGGAGACUCCUGAUGAGGACUCUGAUCGGUUGUCCAUGUUGUGAAGAAGCUGAGUGACUGAACAUCUGUCGGUGUGUACAUGAAGGUAAACCGGUGUCGGCCUCCUCUGGAGGCUCUGACGUGGACCGGAUUACUCUUUGGCCUUUUGGUUCAUACUUGAUUCAUUACACGUGAGAGGAACCGGGCUUUCUGCCUCUAACAUCUAAACAGUUGUUGAUAUCAGGACGCUCUUUAAUCCACAUUCACUCCCAGUGUUGUCCACCUCUACCUGAUUCUGUCUUAAUAAAAAACUAAAUCACCUCUUAACAUUUCAGACGUCGAUGAAGCUGAUGUUGAUCAGUUGAUUUAUGAUGUUGAUUUAUCACUUUAUCAAUCUUUCUGUCACAUCCAAAUAAUCAAACUGUUCAUUCCUGAAGUGAUUUCAUCCUGUAGAGGACCAUCUUCACUGGUUCUAUUUACACUUUACACAACGGGAAUGUUUCAAUGUCUUAUUUAUUUUGUAUUAAAUAAAUCGGUUUGCCAGCAA
Messenger RNA from Sebastes umbrosus (honeycomb rockfish), 1171 nucleotides. RefSeq names its product centrin 3 (gene cetn3). NCBI's taxonomy places the organism in Eukaryota, Metazoa, Chordata, Actinopteri, Perciformes, Sebastidae. The transcript has 5 exons. Gene Ontology annotation, biological process: spindle pole body duplication. The coding region runs from base 155 to 658 and encodes 167 amino acids. Gene Ontology annotation, molecular function: microtubule binding; calcium ion binding. The record is from RefSeq and is a predicted model, not a curated record. Gene Ontology annotation, cellular component: microtubule organizing center.